AAAUGUCUGUCCUGUGGAAAACGCUUCACCUCCAAGUCUGUCCUUAGUACUCACAUCAGAAUUCACACAGAUAAAAGGCUUUUCUCCUGUACCAUUUGUAACAAGAAAUUUACUCGAAAGAAUAGUUUGACCAAUCACAUGAGAAUUCACACAGGUGAGAAACCUUUUGAAUGUCUGUCCUGUGGAAGAGGCUUUACCUCCAAGUCUUAUCUUAAUAAUCACAUGAGAAUUCACACAGGUGAGAAGCCUUUUGUUUGUCUAUCUUGUGGAAAACGCUUCACCUCUAAGUCUGGUCUUAAUACUCACAUGAGAAUUCACACAGGUGUGAAGCCUUUUUCCUGUACGAUUUGUAACAAGAAAUUUACUCGAAAGAAUAGUUUAACUUCUCACAUGAGAAUUCACACAGGUGAGAAACCUUUUGAAUGUCUGUCCUGCGGAAGAGACUUAAAGUCCAAGUCUUAUCUUAAUACUCACAUCAGAAUUCACACAGGUGUGAAGCCUUUUGAAUGUCUGUCCUGUGGAAAACGCUUCACUCAGAAAUCUCAUCUUAAUACACACAUGAGAAUUCACACAGGUGAGAAGCCUUUUUCCUGUACGAUUUGUCACAAGAAGUUUACUGUAAAAAGUAGUUUGACCAAUCACAAGAGGAUUCACGCAGGUGAGAAACCCUUUGAAUGUCUGUCCUGUGGAAAACGCUUUACUGGGAAAUCUCAUCUUAAUAGACACAUGAGAAUUCACACAGGUGAGAAGCCCUUUGAAUGUAUGUCCUGUGGAAAACGCUUUACUGUGAAAUCUCAUCUUAAUAGACACAUGAGAAUCCACACAGGUGAGAAACCUUUUGAAUGUCUGUCCAGUGGAAAACGCUUCACCUCUAAGUCUGAUCUUAAUAAACACAUUCAAAUUCACAGGAGAAAUACCUUUUGAAUGUCUGUCGUUUGGAAAAAGCUUCACCAACAAAUCUAAUCUUUAUACACACCUCAGAAUUCACACAGAAGAGAAGCCUUUUUCCUGUCCGAUUUGUGGCAAAAGAUUUACUCUAAAAAGUAUUUUGAUUGGACAAAUAAUU
This is a messenger RNA of Cyprinodon tularosa, 1066 nucleotides long. Its product is annotated as gastrula zinc finger protein XlCGF8.2DB-like. Gene Ontology annotation, molecular function: RNA polymerase II cis-regulatory region sequence-specific DNA binding; DNA-binding transcription factor activity, RNA polymerase II-specific. The transcript has a single exon. The coding region runs from base 139 to 924 and encodes 261 amino acids. NCBI's taxonomy places the organism in Eukaryota, Metazoa, Chordata, Actinopteri, Cyprinodontiformes, Cyprinodontidae. The record is from RefSeq and is a predicted model, not a curated record. Gene Ontology annotation, biological process: regulation of transcription by RNA polymerase II.